This is a messenger RNA of Strongylus vulgaris, 314 nucleotides long. Lineage: Eukaryota; Metazoa; Nematoda; Chromadorea; Rhabditida; Strongylidae. The record is from the annotation of a GenBank genome assembly.
AUGCCACUACGAGAUUUCGAUGGUGAAGCUUUCGUUAGUGACUCAAGGUUCCGACUAAUGUCAUUUUCAAAAGUCUGCUUUGGGGAAAGCCACUUCUUCCAGGUCUACCCAACAACUCUGCGAGCAGUCGGCCUUGGCGCUUCUUCAGCUAUGGCACGAAUCGGCGCCAUAGUGACGCCCUUCGUAGCACAGGUAGCGUCGGGAAAAUCAUUGUCGCUCCCUAUAGGAAUUUACGGAACCACGUCAUUGUUGGGACUUAUUGCUUCCUUAUCGCUUCCCAUAGAAACGAGAGGGAGGAAGAUGCAGGUUUGAGA